UGCUCCCAGCGUCAAGUUGUUUGUGGAAGCUUCUAAAUAUACCUACAGCUGGCUGUUUCUAUUUAGUCUCCAAAAAAAAGUGGCCCAAACGAAAACUUUGAUUAAAGUCAUUCUGUUCAAAUAACCGUCAUCAUUUUCGUACAUCCAUUCAUCUUCGUCACCCGCAGAAUCGGAAACGGCGAAAAAAUGUCCUCCCGAUCGAAGGAUAAAGUCGCAGCGGCAAUUCGGAAAUUUUUCAAAAGUCCCGACAAAAAAGACCGAGGGCAAAAGGAUAAGGACCAACAACAACAACAACAGCAACAGCAGCCGCUUCCGCUUCCGCUACACGGUGCCUGCGGAGGCGGAGCAGAACAGCAGGUUGGACCGGGGCCAGAUGGACAUUCGCUGCUGCAUCCAGCGCAUCCAGCGACAUUGGCGGUAGCAGGGGCCAUCAUUCCUAGUGGGAGCAGCAGCGGAAGCAGUAGUAGUCACAAUAGCAUCAACAAAACCAACACAGGCAGUCCCAUGCGGAGGCUGAGAUGCGUCGUCGCACCUAGCAACAAUAGUGUAGUGAACGUUACCGUACCAAAGCCUCUAGAUACAACAAUCCGAUCCAGGCGGCUAAUGAAGGAGCUGAAGGAAAUCGAACGGUUACAGCAUUCACGGUCCGAUCCCUACUUCACCGUCGAACUGGUGAACGAUAAUCUGUACGAGUGGCAUGCUCGGCUUUACCGGGUGGAUCCGGAUUCACCACUGGCGGAAGAUUUGACCGAGCUAAAUAUUCCCUUCAUUCUGCUGCAUCUGGUCUUUCCGGACAAUUUCCCGUUUGCCCCACCGUUCAUGCGUGUCGUCGAGCCCCGCAUCGAGAAAGGCUUCGUGAUGGAAGGCGGAGCCAUCUGUAUGGAAUUGCUAACACCGCGCGGCUGGGCCAGUGCCUACACGGUGGAAGCCGUUCUGAUGCAAUUCGCUGCCAGUCUGGUCAAGGGACAGGGCCGAGUGUCACGAAAGCCAAAAUCCAACAAAGAGUUCACCAGGCGAACGGCCGAAGAAGCCUUCCGUUCACUAGUCAAAACGCACGAAAAGUACGGCUGGGUAACCCCUGCCCUUAACGAUGGCUAGAUAAAAGCAUCCAGAGAGCUCAACAGCACAAAAACGGCUACAGUCAACGUAGUGCAAAAUUUUGUUAGCGUUUUAGAUACUGCAAACUCGCCAUUUUCAAUUGACGAAUAUUAGCUAAAUAGUAGGAUAUUUUGUUCGAAAGAAAACAUGUAGAUUCUAAUGUAUAUAAAGAGCUCAGAAUUUCAUAUGUGAAAACAAUGAUCUCCUCGUAACGUUCCGACCUUAAACAAAACACUCUCAAACAGUUCAAAAUUUUUGUCAAAUGGUCUAAAUAUUUUGGUGAAUAACAAAACCUAAACAGUUAAGCACAAAAGGAAUGGCACGGAAAUCAGAAUUUGUCUUUACACGGUUAGCGAGGCAGACAGACACUCUUUAACAUAUUAUAUAUUUUAGCUAUAUAGUUCUUAGAUAUUUACCAAUUGACUAUUAACACAGAGAAAUAAUGCUAACGAUGUCGAAAAAAAGUACUCAUCUUCAACUAUCACCAACCACAUGUCGAUCCUUUGCUUACUGUAUGGAAUAGUUCCAACGACUGGUUCACGUUUCGCUAACUGUGCGAAUAAAUUGAAAGUUUAUCGCGGCUCCAACUUAUUGCAUCGUUUGUCUCAUACCGUUAGGUACAUCGCGCAUUGGGAAUUUACAUUUCAGCGAGUGUGUGAUAUUAUGCUAAUUCGAUGCAAAUCGAUGAUGUGUCAUUCAUUCAUUCCGCGGGAUCAUAGCACAUCUUUUAACUACCGCAUCUAAUAUCUAAGCCAGAACGUAAGUGUACGGAUCUCUACCGGAAGCCGAAAGACAGAAGUCACGUGCAUGUUUUGCAAAGGGAAUUGGUUCAUUGCACACUGGGGUGCACAGUGUAUAGCAAAGUAAAAGCCGAAGGAUAAGUUUCCAGGAUGAAGUUUCUCGCAGGGCCCCGUUUGUUGUUGUCAGUGAUGCUCGGAACCAACGUGCA
Messenger RNA from Sabethes cyaneus, 2047 nucleotides. Its product is annotated as ubiquitin-conjugating enzyme E2Q-like protein 1. The transcript is spliced from 4 exons. Bases 187 to 1098 code for a protein of 303 amino acids. The record is from RefSeq and is a predicted model, not a curated record. Lineage: Eukaryota; Metazoa; Arthropoda; Insecta; Diptera; Culicidae.